This is a messenger RNA of Penaeus indicus, 867 nucleotides long. RefSeq lists its product as uncharacterized. The coding region runs from base 94 to 837 and encodes 247 amino acids. The transcript is spliced from 6 exons. NCBI's taxonomy places the organism in Eukaryota, Metazoa, Arthropoda, Malacostraca, Decapoda, Penaeidae. The record is from RefSeq and is a predicted model, not a curated record.
GAGCUGGGCGAGGCGCUGCUCCACGUGUACCGGUCCAACACCUUCCCGGCGGAGGGUCUCAGCGCAUUCCAUGAGAAGCUUACGGUCCUGGUGAUGAGCGGCGGAGGAGCUAGCCUGACGGGGACGUGGCGCCAUCAGGUGGUACCGACGGGGACGCGGCUGGUGGCGGUGCGAGUGGCCAGCCCGAGGGACGGGGACCGCGUGGCGGCGCUGCUGACGGCGUGGUCCUGCCUCUAUGCCACGACGCUGCCCAUGCUGCAGGCUCUCCUCGCUCCUUUCACUAGUCUAGACGUGAGGCGUGAUGUGCUGCAGGCCUUCAGAGACUCUGUUCUCCCGUACGCUGCGCUGCCCUCCGCCCUGGUCUCGGUUCACUCGAUCUCGCCCUCGACACGAUGGAGACUCAAGCAAAUGCUCUUGCUCCUGGCUCGCCUCGAGCCGUGUGAAUGUCGUCUGCCGAUCGAGACUCAGAGUUGCGAAGGAGGGACGAGGGAGACACAAGCAAGCCGCCGAGAAAGAGGAAACAGAGGAGACGGAGAAGAGGAAGAAAUGCGAGAAGAGAGCUCUUCAGUAACGAAGCUAAGUCAUACAACCGAGGCACUGGGGUUGCUGUUGCAAGCGGAAAUGGAGAGCAUGAAUCUCACCCGACCCGUGUUGCAAAGGCUCCUGCACUUACACCACGGCGGCGAGAGUGAUUUCUGGGCCUCGCCUGACCUCCAGCAACGCCCUUCCUCAGGAGUGCGUCUGGAAGUUCCCUCUUUGCCGCGGCCACUGCUGGUGAGGAACAUUUCGAGUGUGGACACGCUGGAGGACCUACUUCGCUCCGCUGCCUUGCGCUGACUCUGGAGGAGGAGGAGGUGGAGGUGGAGG